Messenger RNA from Drosophila mauritiana, 1126 nucleotides. RefSeq lists its product as uncharacterized. NCBI's taxonomy places the organism in Eukaryota, Metazoa, Arthropoda, Insecta, Diptera, Drosophilidae. The record is from RefSeq and is a predicted model, not a curated record.
UCCCUACAUAAAUAAUUAUUCAACAAUUCUUCAUACAAGUUCUUCCCAUUUAUUAAAGUGUUCACCCACUCCAACUCUGCUUGGUUGUGGGGUUACUCUGCGUUUCUUAUAGCCUGGCCUAUGAUGAUUGUCCACGAAAUUGGCAAGGCGAAGAGGUGCUUCAACAUCAUAAUCCACGAUCCGGAGAUGGCUGAUGAGAACGAGGCUCAGGGAGACUUGGACUUGGUUCGAUGAACCAAUUAGAUCAAACAACUUACACCACUCCGCAACACACACCUCUCCUGGGUGCAACAAUACAACAACUGAGGAGAAGACUGCGAGAACAACAAAAAAGAAUUCUUUACGAGCCUCGCUCCGGUGCACGGUCAUCAAGUCAGCUCGUUCAACAUUCAAGAGGCAUCGAUGAUAAUAUUCAUUCAUUUGAUCAAACCGCCGACGAUGUCGAGGACGCUGAUGCAGACGACGAUGGAGACGACUUUCAUUAUGGGCCUGGGUCUCCAGACCCCGUCCCAGUAGUCCCCCCAUCGCCGUGCCCAUCCGAGCUCCAUCACCAUCCACCUCCGUCUACUGGGAGGCCGCCCAAACGCAGUCCAAAACCAAGUCAGGAACGGUGGGGAAGUACAAAAACAUAUUGCCAAAGUAGCAGCAACAGGCAAAGCAACUACGGCAACAUCAUCGACCAACAACAGCAACACGAGAAAUCUCAACAGCAGCAUUAUGCAUCAUUACACUGGGAGAAACAUAAGGCAAGCUAUACGAUGCCGAUCUCUGACUCCCUGCCCCGCCCCCGCCCCCUGCUCCCUCGCCCACUGACGGUGUUUACGUCUCGAGCGUCCAGGCUUCGUGGCUUUGUCCAGCGGUGCUGAUAGCCUGGCUAUCAAAUCUAGCUGGUGUCCUUUAAAGCUUCUUCCAAGGAUUCAGGAUUUUAGAAUACCCAGUUGGAAACUGAGAAAUCCUACCCUUGCAAUCUUGCUAAGCACACUUUCCGGUUUUUUGAGAAAAUCUAUUAAAAAUAGAUUCACCUAAACCAAAAAUGCAUUUUUCACACAUUGCAAUCGGAAUUACGUACACAAACGGACUUAUAUGUAUCUUCAAACAAAUGUUUACCAAUAAAAUACAUUUUUCA